AUGGCGGUAAAAUGCGAAAGCGACAUUAGCGAUGAUGAAAAUGAAGGUCGUUCUUCAAAAUCCAGAAAGAAGUCAAGAAAGAGAAAAAUGAAAAAACUCAAAUGCGAGUCAUCUGAUAACGACACUACUAGUGAAAAGCCUGUUGACGGGCACUGGGGCCGCUGGUCAUCAUGGUCUACAUGUAGCAAAUCAUGUGGUAUUGGCAAGCAAACAAGAACAAGGUUAUGUAACGACCCACCUCCAAAGUAUUCAGGCAAAUCAUGUGUUGGUUCAAACACUACCGAACAGUCUUGCAAGGUUUCUACCUGUGGUCUUGGUCCAGAUGACUGCGACUUUGAGGACACUUUGUGCCACUGGCAUCAACCAACAACGUAUGAAGAGAAUAACUUUCGUUGGGAGAGAUACACGGGGAACACUCCUAGCUCAAACACCGGACCUUCUGAGGAUCACACGACAAAAACAGGUUUCUACGUUUUUGCUGAGGCGUCGUCUCCAGCCAGUGAAGGAAAAACUGCAAACUUUGUCAGCAAAGAAUUUCCACCAACAGAAAUCCGAUGCGUAACAUUUUACUAUCACAUGUAUGGUGAAGGAAUGGGAACCCUUAACUUGUUUGUUAACGACACCAGUACUGGUGAUAUGAGGUUACUAUUUACAAAGACUGGUAACCAAGGAGAUGAAUGGAAGAAAGGAAACGCAACGAUAUCAAGUUCAGGGAAGUACAAGGUUGUGUUUCAAGCUGUUCGUGGAAUGACAUUUGAAAGUGAUAUCGCCAUCGAUGAUGUAAUGUUUUACAAAACCUCUUGUCAGGCCAUAACCACUACACCACCUGUAGUCACUACCCAACCACCUGUAGUCACUACCCAACCACCUGUACCACCUGUAGUCACUACCCAACCACCUGUAGUCACAACCAAACCACCUGUAGUCACUACCCAACCACCGGUAGUCACCACGAAACUACCUAUAGUCACCACUCUAGCCACAACCAAACGCCCCUGGACCUUUCCACCAACAAAAGCUCCAACAUGCCAAGAUUACGACAGAUAUUGUCAAUCCUGGGCAAACCGUGGAGAGUGUACGAGAAACCCUAGGUACAUGAAUGUCUACUGCAAGAAGAGCUGCGGCAGAUGCUCCUCUGGGUGCACUGAUUACAACAAUAACUGUCGCUAUUGGGCUUCAAUAGGAGAAUGUUGGCGCAACUCUCUUUACAUGCACACCAACUGCAGGAAGAGUUGUAGAUUCUGUACAACUCCUCCUCGUUGUGUUGACCGAUCGUCAACAUCUUGGUGUCAAGCGAACAGAUAUUUCUGUUCUUUUACUCGGUACCAUCAAUUCCGACAGAAUUGUAAGAAAACAUGUCGUUUAUGCUGAUACUGAACAAAAAAGGUUAUGCUAGAUAUUCUUGGUGUUGGGUUCUUUCUGUUUAAUCAGCGAGGUAGUCUUGAAAACAUAAUAAAGCUUUUAUCCAAACUGU
This is a messenger RNA of Actinia tenebrosa (Australian red waratah sea anemone), 1474 nucleotides long. RefSeq lists its product as uncharacterized. Gene Ontology annotation, cellular component: membrane. The record is from RefSeq and is a predicted model, not a curated record. Lineage: Eukaryota; Metazoa; Cnidaria; Anthozoa; Actiniaria; Actiniidae.